AUGAUCAGAAUUUCAAAAAUGUUAAUGAGCUUAUGUACCAUCACUUUUGUCGUUGGGCAAUUUGAUUUAGUUUUCUGUGGGCUAUGUAAUUUAUCACCAUGUGCACACAUCAAUGCAACAUGCCACGAUAUUUCUGCAACACAAUAUCAAUGCCUUUGCCCUAAAGACUGGAAGGAUAGUACAUGCAAUGAAACAUUACUUGGCACAGCGUACGAUAGUAACAAUUCAAGAAAUACCACAUCUGAAAAUGAAAACAAACAAUCCACGCCAAAUAUUGACAACCGUCUUACGGAUGAACAGCAAAUCUUCGUAGCCAUCGUCUUAAUAGCAAUAAGUGCUUUGUUAAUAGCAAUGUGCGUGGUCAAUUCUAACAAAAUUAGUCGGCAGCUACAUGCUGCAAAACGCGAGUUAUCAGAUUUGGCUAGUGUAUCACAAAUGCUAUCUUGUCUUCUUAUUGACAAUGGGGUUUGUAAGACGUUAGAUGCUACGCUUCUUGGUGGUACUCAUUGUCAGGGUGUUGUGAUUGUGGGACUCUAUUGCAAGCUAGUAAAAGCGUUUGAGGUUUUCGUCCGUAAAGUAGAAACUGGCGUUGUAUUAGAUGAACAGGAAGAUCGGAAUCUGCAAAUAUAA
Molecule: messenger RNA, 630 nt
Organism: Trichoplax adhaerens
Lineage: Eukaryota; Metazoa; Placozoa; Uniplacotomia; Trichoplacea; Trichoplacidae
Exons: 7
Coding region: 1-630 (209 amino acids)
Source: RefSeq, a predicted model, not a curated record